Alternaria alternata is the source of this 4858-nucleotide messenger RNA. RefSeq lists its product as hypothetical. Gene Ontology annotation, cellular component: cytoplasm; nucleus; transcription export complex 2. Gene Ontology annotation, biological process: mRNA export from nucleus. The transcript has 3 exons. The record is from RefSeq and is a predicted model, not a curated record. NCBI's taxonomy places the organism in Eukaryota, Fungi, Ascomycota, Dothideomycetes, Pleosporales, Pleosporaceae. The coding region runs from base 419 to 4588 and encodes 1389 amino acids.
CAAUUUCAAUGCCAAUCGCGCGCGCGGUAGAAACAAUGCGCAAAACGAGGAGCGACCGGCGCAAGGCCUAUACACACCCGGACAGGGACGAGGACGGAGCGCGGAUGCGAAGAACAACCACAACAAUUCGUAAGUCUGCAUACCCACUCUGACCUUAGCACAGGGCGCGGGCGGACCGAUGGCGCCGUCACCAGGAGCAUACUACACCACCGCCAUCGUUGCGAUGCAUACCAGACGAGGGCCUCCGACGGCCGCUCGCGGCCUAUUCUAACAUGACUCUUAUAGGAACUCUUCUAAUACAAGCCACUUCGGCGUGUCGAGCACGCCAUCGUUUGCGCCCCACGAAUACCAGAAGCGACUACAACACAUUAAAGCGGAGCGCCCCAAGAUACGUGAAAAGUUCAUUCGUGACGGCUUGAUGAACCCAGAGGGCCAAAUGCGCCUGGUCGAUUCCGUCAAGCUGUACGGCUUAUGCCAGGAGAUGUGUCCGGAAUACGAGCGCGUGCGUCGCAUAGUCGAACUGGAUGUCAAGGCGCCAGAAUGUACACCCGAGACCCAACACCUACCGUCCCGUAGUCAACGCAUCGCAGACGAAUCGCGCAUGGUCAAGGCAUAUGCACGCUCGGCGGCAGGCAUGGACGUGGAGCUGGUCUCGGAGAUUCGGUCGCCGCCCACUUGCUUGAGAACCCUCAAAUACCUAUACGGACGCCUAGAUGAAGAUGACUUCCAAUUCCUUCACUCAUGGCUCUGGGACCGCACGCGAGCUAUUCGAAAAGAUCUCCGGACGCAACGCAUCGAAAACAGAGCCGACAUCGCCAUACUGCUCACUUCCCUCGAGUACAGCGCCCGUUUCUACAUGCUUUCGGCCCACCACAUGGCACGGAGUACAAAGGAUGAUUACUCGCAUCAACAAGACGUCGAGCAGCUGAACCAGACGCUGAUCUCACUUAAAGAGCGAUACGCCGAUAACCGACGGGCCAACAUCAUAUCAGAAUGCGAAGCCGAAUUCUGGGCAUACCGAUUGAUUCUAGCCCCCAUCUACGCCAGUACCCAGCUCGAGAACGAACUCCAUCGUCUGCCUAGCGACCUACGAAACAAUCCACGAGUGCAGACCGCUUUGGAGAUCUUCCGCCUCCUCAAAACCAUCAUCAUUCACAACAACUACAAGAGCUUCGUGCAGUGCCAGUCCAACUGGAAGCGAUUCUGGGAUCUGGUCAAGUCGCCAAGGGUGUCAUAUCUCAUGGCAUGUGCGGCCGCUAUAUCUUUUAAUAGGGUCCGCCACGUUGUGCUUGAUGUAGUAUGGCGUUGUUAUCGGGUCGGUCUGUACAGGCACCAAGUCCCUGUCGAGUUUUGGACAACGGACAAGCUGAGGGAAGUUCUUGGUAUGGACACCGAAAAAGAAGCCGUGGAGUUUUGUGAGGCGCACGGCUUCGUGUUCGAGGUCAACGAGGAAGGCCGCACUUUCAUGGACAUCAAGCAAAAGAACUUCAACCGAAAAGCUGACGUGCUUCCGAAAGCCGAUGUCAAGCCUCAGUUCUUCUCCGAAACGAUUGUCGAGGUAAAGCGAUGUGGCCGCCCAUUGUCAGCUGUUAUUGCAGGCUUGACCGUCCAGGAGGCCAAAAAGGGUGGCCUGUCUACUGCGCAAGCUCAGCAAAUGGAUGAUCAAUCUUCGCUGUUCGUUCCGGAGACGACCAACAUCUUCAAGCAACAGGCUAUGGAGACGAAAUCUUCCGUUGGCAACUUUGGCUACAACCCGGCCGCGUCUCCCUUCCAGCCUAAUGGCGCUUCUACAACAUCUCCAAAUCCGUUCGCGAAAGCAAUUCAGCCUGGCCUGUUUGAUCCUUCAAAGAAUGACAUCCAAUUCGCGCAGCCUGCGGAAGCGAAGCCCAACCCAUUCCUGCAAAAGAACGCCAAUCAAUGGCCUUCGGCAUCGCCUGUACCGUCAGCGAACCCUUUCCUGAAGAACAACACUGCGCAGUCGGAAUCUACACCACAGACUGCUGCAAACCCUUUUCUGAAGUUCAACAAUGCUGCGCACCCAGAGUCAACAACAUCAACGACCCCCGCGAACCCUUUCUUGAAGAACAAUGCCGUACAGCCUCAGUCUACGACACCUCCAACUCCUGCAAAUCCGUUCAUGUCCGGAUCGUUCGCACCCUCACAACCUAAACCUCAAACUCAACCAGAAGCUUCUGUCCCUGAACCCACAGUAUCAGCCCCUACAGCUACGCCCAGGCCUGCUUCCGCUUUCAACUUUACUGGAUCGUCAUUCAAUUCUACCCCUGCAAAUGGACUACGACAGGAAGGAUUUUCCUUCACUCCUGCUGGAUCACCACCGCCAGCUGAGACAUCUUCACAAGACGAGGAAACAAAGAAGGCGGAGCAGGCGAAACAGGAAGCUGCUGAGAAGCAACGAAAAGAGGACGAGGCACGCCAGCGCGUACGGGAAGCACAACAGGCAAAGCAGGCGAAAGAAGCAGAGCAGAGGCGACAGCAGGAGGCGGCAGAGGCUGCCGCUGCACAACAAAGACAAGCGCAGGCGGAGCGAGAGCGAAAGGCCCGCGAACAGCAAGAAGAGUUGGCACGACAGGCAAGGCAACGUAAACUACAAGAGGAGGAGGCGCGCGCAGCACGGAUACGGGAGAAGGACGCGGCGUUGCAUGCGCUCACGGCGGAUGUAAUGUUUAACCCACAGGAAGGAUUGAUAAUGCAGUUUGUCGAAAACGAUAUCAUGAACAUGGCCAGGGUGGCUAUGAUGACGGUAGAAAUGGAGAAGAGGGUAGCGAUGGUAGACCGGAAGUACGAAAAAUACUUGGAAGAGUUGAAGCGAGCGGGUUUGGCCAAGAUGAUGGCAGCGGCAGAGAAGAAGAGGCGGCUGCAAAAGGCACGGGAGAGGAGGAAACGAUUGAAGGAACAGCGAGCGAAGGUAGAGGUUGGGGGAGAAGAGCAACUUGCAGACACGCCUGCACCAGUACAACCGGCGAUCUCGAACGGCAAGGCGUCAACAGUGGUGCCACCAGAAGGACGAUCAUCUUUGAAGCAGUCUGUGGCUCCCCAGAACAGUCGGCGCGCCAAGCGAACCCAAGAGCGUCACCAGGCUCAAGCUUCCGAGACAAAUGGUGUGAGCCCGACUAAACCGGCACCAACGUUGGCCAACAACACAGCUCCUGAGGCCUCAUUCGACAAGAACACAAGCAACGCUAGCACAUCGAUUUCCGCGUACUCGCAGGCCUAUCAACAAGCAGUUGCAAAUGCACCCGUAGACCGAACCGAGACUGAUUGGUUCAGGCUACGAGCUAGAGGCAUCGAUCCAAGCAAGCACCGCAAGCGCAGUUUUGAUUUUGGCUCAUCGGACGAAGAAAAGCCAAAACUGAUCGAAUCAAAGCGACCUAAGCUAUCACCGGAUUCUCCUGCGCCAGAGCACCAGGAGCAGUCCGCACCGAAGACUAUGCUUGAGGAGCAGCGUGCUCGUGUCGAAGCCAUCAAGGAGUCUUUCAGAAGGUCAGCAUCCUCAGUAUCACCUACUCAGUCCUUCAACGGCGCAGUGUCUUUCAACGGACGGUCUUCGUUCAAUGAUUCGACAAGUAGUCUCAUUGCAAGGGCCCGGCAGACGCUAGCAAACUCAAAGGCCGAGAUGCCACCACCUUCCUUUACCCCUAGCAGGUCCGUGUAUCGAAGGGAAUCUUUUGACGGUAAUGCGAGCCAGCUCAUCGCACGAGCUAGGGGUCUCACAUCUGUCGCCGCCUCUGCGUCGAACGUCCAACACGACUGGAGUCGUAGUGUACCUAACCUUGGCCUCUCUGCAUCGCAAAGCCAGCACUCUACAUACGGUACAUCUACGUACGGCAAUACAUUCCGCACCAGCACCUCGACAAAGAGCCGUCCAGCGUACUGGGAUCGCACGAGCCGCUUCGUACCCCGCCAUCUCUACGGCCAGGGUGCGGAAGCCGUUCGUGCCUACAGGAUUGAACAGGGUCUUAGCAAAUCACCUGCCAGCACUCGACCUGCUAGUACAGAGCCUCUGGAUAUCUCUUCGCCGAUACCGACCCAGGUCUCGUACAAUCAACAGGCGAAGACACAGCCAAUGGGCUUCAAGCAAGAACAGUACACUGGUGAUUUCAUGUCAGCCAGCAAUUUCCAGGCCGUCAAUGGGGAUUCUCUACUAAUCGACAACGCCGUUAUGACUGAUCAAGAAGAUGAACUUGAGCCGUACAACAAUCACUUUGGUACUACGGACUCGUAUCCUGGUGCUCAGUAUACUACUUCUCUCUCCCAGCAGCAACAUGAGCAGAAGGAAGAAGAGUACUACGAUCAAGACGCAGAGCAAGACGCGGAUUCUGAGAUGCUCGAUGACGGCGAGGAAGAUGAAGAGUUGCUUGAUUAUGAUGAGGACUCUGAGCUUGACGAAGAGGAGGUUGAUGUGGACGAGCACGAGGUCGAGGAGGAGCUAGAGUCUUUUGAUGAGGAAGAUGAGGAUGACGAGGAUGAUGAGGAAGAAGAAGAAGAAGAAGAUGGCGGUAGUGAAGGUCUAGCCGGCAACGAGAAACCGGGGGCUACCGAGGACGACGCUAUUGAGUUGUCGGAUUAGACGUCCUGAUCCGUGUUGGGAAGUUUUUCAGAAGAAGGUCGAGGUUCGAUGGGGUUGUAUCAUAUAAAACACUUGUAUGCAUAGCGAGGGCGUUUUGUCUUUCUUUUCUUCCUUCUGGAAUAUCAUAUAUAGGGCAAGGCAUAGCAUGGAUUAUGGAUAUGGGGGGUAUGCAUGAUACCCAAUGGGCGGGCGAUAUAUUGUGGUGCGCGAAAAGCUGAAGUACCAGAUGGUGCGAGAACAUGUGUAAGAAUAUGAGAAGUUGUCUUGUGG